AAAAGCUAGUCAACUGAAGUCCUACAUGAGUUUAUUCAUGGGAAUUACCUGGAAAAGAAAAGAUUCCACCUCACUCUCUAGAUGAUGGAGUGAGCAUUGGAUUUUAUUCAUUUCUUAUUAGCAAUUACUUAAGGUAGAACGGGUUCUUGAGCUUCAGAGGGAGAAGCAAAUCAGAAAUGGCUUCAUCCUCCUCCUUCACAGAAAGGUACGACGUGUUCUUGAGCUUCAGAGGUGAAGACACACACAACUACUUCACGAGCCGCUUCCACAGUAAAUUAGUUGUGUCUGGAGUCCAUACCUUCAUCGACAACAAACUAAGGAGAGGGGAAGAUCUAUCACUGUCAUUGAUCAAGGCAAUCGAAGGGUCUAGGAUCUCUCUCAUAGUCUUCUCAGCGAACUAUGCAAGUUCAACAUGGUGUCUUGAUGAGCUGGUGAAGAUCAUGGAGUGUAGAAAAACAUUGGGGCAAGCUGUUUUUCCAAUAUUCUAUCAUGUUGAUCCUUCAGAUGUCAGGCAUCAGACGGGUAGUUUUGCGAAGGCAUUUGUAAUUUAUAAAGCUGCAAAUAGAUAUCAGAGAAUGUAUCCAGGUGGAUAGCUGCAAAUUUGUCUGGCUUCCAUCUUCGUACUACUGCUAAUAGGUAAUCACUUGCCU
Molecule: messenger RNA, 650 nt
Organism: Rosa rugosa (rugosa rose)
Lineage: Eukaryota; Viridiplantae; Streptophyta; Magnoliopsida; Rosales; Rosaceae
Product: disease resistance protein RPV1-like
Exons: 1
Coding region: 177-593 (138 amino acids)
Biological process (GO): signal transduction
Source: RefSeq, a predicted model, not a curated record